This is a messenger RNA of Aphanomyces astaci, 1930 nucleotides long. RefSeq lists its product as hypothetical. NCBI's taxonomy places the organism in Eukaryota, Oomycota, Saprolegniomycetes, Saprolegniales, Verrucalvaceae. The transcript has a single exon. The coding region runs from base 1 to 1893 and encodes 630 amino acids. The record is from RefSeq and is a predicted model, not a curated record.
AUGCCACCCCCGCGCGUGUAUGCGACAGAGCCGAAGCGCCGCAAGUGGACGUGGGCCCAUGGGCGCAAGUGGUGGCGAGUGAUUAGCAACCUCCUCGCCAUUUUCCUUAUCCUGCUCACGGGCUUGACAGUGGUCGUGUUGCUGGCCAAGGGUAUGUUCUUCAGUCGCCUCGCGUCACCGUACUUCCAAACAAGCACCGACUGGAAGCCGUACAACCAAACGUGUCGCCUCUCGCCGGACGGGUUUGUCGCGUCGUCGUGCUCGGCAGAGGAGGUGGCCUUCACGUUAUCGCCCGAGGCGUGGCACUCGAUCGGUCGGCAACUCGCGGCCGACAUCCAAGUGCCAUCCGCGACAGUAGCAGCGUUUGUGACGACAUGUGUGAUCGGCACGCGGCGGGAAUGGGUGAGGGUGGCUAUGCUAGUGGGGGAAUUCGGCUUUCCGCAGUGUCUCCCUGUAGGCGAGCAAGUGAUUCUCGGCAUGGCGUUGCUGGAAACAGCGACCACUGCCACCUACCCCGACGGCGCGUACCUAUUGAGUUCGUUUUCUGGCAUGAAACAAACUCACAACAUGACCGAGCUUGCCUUGUCGGACGGCACGGUCGCGAUGGCCUUUGCACCGAUGGUCAAGACGUUGGUGAGCACCGACGGCGUGACGUCAAUGGCUCACCGCCGGCAGCCCAACUACCGCACCACGCUAAACAGCCUCAACCAGCGGUACCUCAUGGAAAUGAUCAGUGUUGCCGAGUACAUUGACAUUUCGUCUGUCGUGUCCACUCAAAGCGGGUGGAGUGUGGGGUCGAGAAAUCGAUUUGUGGGCACGUUUGCCUGGGAUACGCAGCACAAAGCAUCCAAUUACAAGGAACUGCUAGUGUUUCAAAUUGCCAUUGCACUCGCGGCGCUCUGUUUACUGGCCAAUGACGGCAUCAUCACUCUCGAAGGGCUCUCUGGUUUGCUGAAAGACCGCCCAGUCUUGACCUAUGACCUGUUUUCGGCGCUCGAGCGGCGCAAGCUCCUGCUUGUGUUUUUGGUGUGGGCCAUGAUGUUCUCUCCGCUCUACGCUGACGUGCUGCGGUACCUCCAUCUCGUGGCUGGCAACGGGCCGUGGGACUUGUCGCUCAUCAUGGUGUCCAGCCUCUUUGCGUGGAGCUGGAUGGGCGUCCUUACCUGUGUUCAGCAUGUUCCUUGUCCAGUGGCGUGGCGACAUCGACCGCUGGCGUACUCUGCGCCCGUGUUCGUCAACACCAACUUAGCCCUGUUUUUGGGGCUGCAAAUGGCCAAAGAUCGAGGGUUUGUCGAGUUUUUCGCGUUCUGGGCAGACGCGCAUCCCCUCUUGGGCAUUCAAGUGCACUCGGUGACUAUGAACGCCGGCGCUUACGGCCUAGACGGCACAACGCCCGUGAUCUACAAACUCCUGCCCGACAUUGCGAUGUGCUUGGGCAUUUCCUGGGUCGUCUCCGUCAUCAGUGCCGCGUCGUCCAAUGGGUGGGACUGCCGCCUUGACACUGCGUGGACAGCGCACAAUUCGUUUCUCCAGUCUGUGGGGGUGCCGCGGUGGAUCACGUGCUUGAGCUUGGACAAACGGAAUGCGAUUCCCAUCGGCAAAGACAAGCUGUACUGCAAGCCCAGCACCCUCGUCCUGAUGGGAUACACGUCCGUGCACAGCGCGGCCGUCAUGUCCAUGAACACCAACGCCCGAGAAGAAAACCACGCGAUGGAGCAUUUUGUCCUGGGCAUCUACGACCUUAUCCGCGCCAUCGUGCCGGUGCUGCGGCGACGCCGACCGCCCCGAGUGCAUGGCACGAUCCAGCACAAUGCGUUUUUAUCGGCAAAGAGCACCGUCAAACUAGACGCCACCAGAACAUUUGUUUACUCUAGAGGCGAAUGUUGUGGCUAAUGCAAACCCAAUGUACUGUAUACUUUGACCUUUCCUA